This is a messenger RNA of Capra hircus (goat), 2116 nucleotides long. RefSeq names its product B-box and SPRY domain containing (gene BSPRY). Gene Ontology annotation, molecular function: protein binding. The transcript is spliced from 6 exons. Bases 46 to 1254 code for a protein of 402 amino acids. The record is from RefSeq and is a predicted model, not a curated record. Lineage: Eukaryota; Metazoa; Chordata; Mammalia; Artiodactyla; Bovidae.
CCGCCACCUGCGACAGGUGGAGCGCUCGGCACCCGGCGCUCGGCCAUGUCCGCGGAGGGCGCUGGGCCGGGGCCGGGGCCGGAGCCGGGGGCCGGGCCGGGGCCGCUCUGCCCCGAACACGGCCAGGCUCUCAACGGGUUCUGCUGUUCCGAGCGACGGCUCGUGUGCGCCGCCUGCACGGGGCUGGGCGGCCGCUGCCGGGGGCACCGCAUCCGCCGGGCCGAGAAGCGCGCGGAAGAGCUGCGGAACAAGAUUGUGGACCAGUGUGAGAGGCUGCAGUUACAGAGUGCUACCAUCACCAAAUAUGUGGCUGACGUCCUGCCAGGGAAGAACCAGAGAGCAGUGAGCAUGGCCAGCGCAGCUCGGGAACUGGUCAUCCAGCGGCUGGGUCUGGUGAGGAGUUUGUGCGAGAGCGAGGAGCAGAGGUUGCUGGAACAGGUACAUGGCGAAGAGGAGCGGGCCCACCAGAGUAUCCUGACGCAGCGAGUACACUGGGCCGAGGCGCUGCAGAAGCUGGACGCCAUCCGCGGCAGCCUGGUGGACAUGCUCACUCAUCUGGAUGACCUCCAGUUGAUUCAGAAGGAGCAGGAGAUUUUUGAGAGGACGGAGGAAGCAGAGGGCAUUUUGGAUCCCAAGGAGUCGGAAAAGUUAAACUUUAACGAGAAGUGCACUCGGAGUCCAUUACUGACCCAACUCUGGGCAACAGCCAUUCUCGGAUCCCUCUCAGGCACGGAGGAUGUGCGUAUGGAUGAGAGGACAGUCAGCCCCUUCUUGCAACUGUCAGAUGAUCGGAGGACCCUGACCUUCAGUGCCAAGAAGUUGAAGGCCUGUGCAGAUGGUCCAGAGCGCUUUGACCACUGGCCCAAUGCCCUGGCUGACAUGUCUUUCCAGGCUGGGCUGCAUGCCUGGAUGGUAAACGUCCAGAACAGUUGUGCGUACAAGGUGGGCGUGGCCUUAGGCCAGCUGCCCCGCAAGGGUUCUGGCAGUGACUCUCGUCUGGGCUGCAAUGCCUUCUCCUGGGUCUUCUCCCGCUACGGCCAGGAGUUCCGUUUCUCACACGACGGGCAGCACGAGCCCCUGGCGCUGCUGCGUUGCCCAGCUCAGCUGGGGGUGCUGCUGGACUUGCAGGCACAGGAGCUGCUGUUCUACGAGCCUGCCUCGGGCACCGUGCUCCACAUCCACCAUGCGUCUUUCCCUGGGCCCCUCUUCCCGGUCUUUGCUGUGGCUGACCAGACCAUUUCCAUCAUCCACUGACCUGCAGCUACUGGGAGGCCAGGUGUCCCUCCCCACCACCCUUUCAGCCCACGUUUCUACCCAGUGUCAUCUUCACAAAUGCUGCCUGUGCCCCAUGAGCAGCUUUAGGGGGGAAUCUGGGUCCAACCAUUAAAUGCUGGGUAUCUGGGGGAAUCCGUUACUCCCUGAGGCUUGGUUUCCCAAAUCCACCAUCCAUCUGGUCCUCUGAGGGUGUCUCAUUUGCCCCUUUAUCACUGGCAUCCAGUAUCGUGCCUGGUGCAGAGUGAGCAUGCGAUAAAUGUGAUCAGUGAGUGGACGCAUGGACUGAUGGAUGGAUGGAUCAGUGGAUGUAUGGAGGGACAGGUGACCGGAUGCAUGUUGUAGGCUCUUCUGGAGCACUCCUGCCCCCAGGAGACCCUGUCCUUUGGCAGAAAAUCUUAUGGCUGAAACUCUUUCAUUCCCUCUGUUUGGUGCUUCUCCAUCCUUUUCAUGACAUGGCACAGAGAAAAUAUUUUUCUAGCACACAAGGACAACCUGGAAGGGAUUUAGAACUUCUGCCAGGUUGCUGUUGGCCAGAGGACUCUGGCCUCUGGGGCUCUGUCCUCCCCCAGGUUCUCAGGAGACUCAGGGGAUCCUGUCCCCAGGUAGCCUGCCUGCAACACACCCAUCGGAAGCACUGCCUAACUAGGCAGAGCUCCAGCCAGUGCCCACCUGUGGUCACAGGGAUGAACUUUCCCAACUGCAGCUGUACAUGCCAUCACCUAAUGCCUUCUCUAAUACAGUGAGACCAGGGUGAGGCCUUCAAACCAGAAGGAGCCAAGGGAAUAAGAGGGCCAGCCUUAGAGAACAUGUACAUUAUUAAAGACUUUAAAACACUGAAAAA